This is a messenger RNA of Trypanosoma conorhini, 426 nucleotides long. RefSeq lists its product as uncharacterized. The transcript has a single exon. NCBI's taxonomy places the organism in Eukaryota, Euglenozoa, Kinetoplastea, Trypanosomatida, Trypanosomatidae. The coding region runs from base 1 to 426 and encodes 141 amino acids. The record is from RefSeq and is a predicted model, not a curated record.
AUGGUGCGUUAUGCACAGCGGCCGUGGUACACGCCAAUAGGCUUCAUGAGCUCCGCACCGCAUUCAUACGCCGGUCUCUUGAUUGCCUUUGGCGUGGCUGCCGUAUUUCCGUUCCGGUACAAGAUGUCAGAGUACUUUGAGCGGCAGCGGGACGGUCCUCAUGUUGAGCUGAGGCGUAAGGCUGUAAUGUACUAUAACGAAAUGGAGCGUAUGCAUCGACGUCAGGCGUUGCAAAAUUUAUCUAGUCUGCAGGAGGAUGACAGCGGCCAUCGUUUGUCUGCCACACUGCAGGGGGAGGCGCUACGUAUGGGUCACGUGGAUCAGGAGUACAACUACUGGUAUGCGCAUCAGCGUGAUGCCCUGCGCGCAGAGAAGCUGCUCACAGAAGUUAAGGAGCUGCAGGCACGAGUGAGUGAAGCAGGGUAG